GACAGUUGAAGCGACGGGGAGGGUUGCUAGAACAAACCAAUAACUAGUCAGUGAGUUGCCGGCCCGCCCACACGAUCAUCAGUCACAGCGCCUUUUUGACUUGCUCUCCUUCCCCAUGCGCAUCUCUCACAGACUCCCCCCGAUCUCUUCGAAACACCUCUUGCCAGACCGUGGGCUCGUCAUAAGUCCUUCUCGCGCAUUCUCCCCGCUAAGUCCGGCGUACCAUUUCUCCAGCUCGGUCAGAAAAAUGUCUUCCACACCAGCGACCUCCGAUCCUUUCCGCCCUGCAAAAAGGGUUGCUGGUCAGCGGAAAGAUGUUUGGUCAAUUGCCCGCGAAGCCGCCAAUGCGUCCCCUGUUCAACCUGUCGUGAACAUGGGACAAGGUUUCUUUGGCUAUAAUCCCCCUGAAUUUAUCCUUAAUGCUGCGAAAAAUGAGCUUGACAAAGUGGUAUCGAACCAAUAUGCGCCAACAAAAGGGAACCCACGGCUGAAGCAGGCCAUUGCCACCGCUUACUCUCCCUUCUUUGGCAAAAAGAUUGAUCCAGAGAGCGAAGUGGUGAUUACCAGCGGAGCAAACGAAGGCAUGCUCAGCGCGUUUAUGGGUUUUGUGGAACCGGGUGAUGAAGUCAUCAUCUUCGAACCGUUUUUCGACCAAUAUAUUAGCAACAUUGAAAUGCCAGGGGGUACUAUUAGAUACGUGCCCUUACAUCCACCGAAAGAUGGCUCAAAGAGGAAAACAAAGGCAUCCGAAUGGUCCAUCGAUUUCGAUGAGCUCGAAAAGACUUUCAACGAGAAAACUAGGAUGAUAGUCCUGUCUCGCGAAGAACUCGAGAGGAUUGCCGCCCUUUGCAUCAAGUACAACACAAUUAUUGUCUCUGAUGAGGUGUACGACCGGCUCUACUACGUGCCGUUUACCCGCAUCGCAACUCUUUCACCCCAAGUUGCCGAGCGCACCCUCACUGUGGGCUCUGCGGGCAAAAAUUUCUACGCGACUGGCUGGCGUGUAGGGUAUCUCAUUGGACCCGAGCACCUCAUUAAAUACGUCGCCGCUGCACAUACGCGAAUCUGUUACAGCAGCGUUGCUCCCCUCCAAGCAGCAGCCGCCAUUGGGUUUGAGGAGGCGGACAAGGUUGGCUUCUGGGACCAAAGCAGGCAAGAAAUGCGUGGGAAGAUAGAGAGAUUCUGUGAAGUCUUUGAUGAGUUGAACAUUCCGUAUACGGACCCAGACGGCGGAUACUUUGUGCUGGCGAACAUGGCUUCUGUGAAAAUCCCAGAGAAUUAUUCGUUCCCACCACACAUUGAAAGCCGGCCCCGGGACUUUAAAUUGUUCUGGUUCCUAGCAAUGGAGGUCGGCGUGGGGACCAUCCCACCCACGGAAUUCUACACAGAUGCCAAUGCGCACAUUGGAGAAGACUGGAUCCGAUUCUCGAUUUGCAAGCCGGAUGAGGAUCUGGAAGAGGCCAAGAAGCGAUUGCGAGGAUUGCAGAAGUACAUUGUUCGAUAAAUUGUGCAAUGUUUAGAUUCUUUUCAACAAGGGAUACACAUUGUGAUAAGAGGUGCUUUGUGAUAAAGCCUUUGAGCAUUGUUCAUGUAUCUAGCAUUGACAGUGAAUGAUUAGUCUG
Molecule: messenger RNA, 1622 nt
Organism: Coccidioides posadasii C735 delta SOWgp
Lineage: Eukaryota; Fungi; Ascomycota; Eurotiomycetes; Onygenales; Onygenaceae
Source: RefSeq, a predicted model, not a curated record